Paraphaeosphaeria sporulosa is the source of this 1364-nucleotide messenger RNA. Its product is annotated as adenylate kinase-like protein. The record is from RefSeq and is a predicted model, not a curated record. Gene Ontology annotation, molecular function: ATP binding; AMP kinase activity. Gene Ontology annotation, cellular component: cytoplasm; mitochondrion. The transcript is spliced from 2 exons. Bases 312 to 1115 code for a protein of 267 amino acids. Gene Ontology annotation, biological process: nucleobase-containing compound metabolic process. Lineage: Eukaryota; Fungi; Ascomycota; Dothideomycetes; Pleosporales; Didymosphaeriaceae.
CGAUAGCGGGUUUCUGGUGGUGAACCGAAUCCCACUCCACCGCUCUAGCGGCUCCUCCGCAUCUCCCAGGAAUAAAGCUACCCUGCCCUGCCUGUUCCCCUCGGCCUACGUCUUGCCGGUUCCUCCCCGCCCUGUCACCUCUGCCGUACCACGCCCACCAUCCAUUCCACCAACUUCGCUGCCAGUAUGACCUUCCUCUAGGAUUCCAAUCACUUCACCGGAGCCGGUUGGCCUCCAUUCCACCGCUUCGACCUUGUGUAUAUAUUUGCUACUACUCUUAACCUUCUAAUUUCCGCUGUACGAUACAAGCAAUGGCGCUCGCGAGAGCAGCCAGGAUCAUUCUGGUCGGCGCACCAGGCGUGGGCAAGGGCACGCAGACCGAGCGUCUGAUGAAGCGCUUCCCGGAUUUAUCGUCAAUCAGUUCUGGUGAUUUGUUGAGGAAGAACGUGAGGGAACGGACCCCUCUUGGUAUCCAGGCCGAGGCUAAGAUGAAGACGGGCGAACUGGUGCCGGAUACCAUGAUUCUGCGACUCAUUCUCAACGAGCUCACUACGCGCGGAUGGAUACAAGACAACACGCUGCGGCCGUACGCCGUGUAUUCGAGCGCCACGGGUAUGGACGACGCGGACGGAACCGUCGACUCCGUCCUCAUACCCUCUCAGUUCCGCGCUGCGAAAUACCAGUACACUGAUCACCCGUCGGCUUCCUUUAUCUUGGACGGCUUUCCGCGCACUGCCAGCCAGGCCAUGCAACUUGACGAUAUAGUGCCCAUCAACCUUGUGGUCAAUAUCCAGACUCCGCCCGAAGUUAUCAUCGAGCGGAUCUGCAACCGUUGGGUGCACGAGCCAUCCGGGAGGGUAUAUAACACGACGUUCAACCCACCCAAGGUCGAAGGCAAAGAUGACGAGACGGGCGAAGCUCUCACAAGACGCGCAGAUGACGACCCGGAAGUGUGGAAGGCGCGGUUGAAGCGCUUCAAAGAAACGAACGAGAACCUGUUGGAGCACUACGACAAACAUGGCGUCUUGUGGACUGUAAAUGGAAACAGCAGCGACGAGAUUUCACCGCAGCUGUUCAAGGAGUUUGGCAAACGGUUUGGCGCUGGGGGUAACUAGGUCGAUAUCCAUAUUUCCUUUGUACGUGUACACUAUGGACAGUGAGAGCCUGGACUUGCUGGACUUGCGGCUCGUGCCGCUUCCAAUAUUCUUCUUCACCGUUUACUCAGUAGUUCAAUCUUUGGCACGUAGCUGGUGGUUGCACCUAGUUUUCGAUCGAGUAUUCGUUGAGCAAGCCGCGCAAUUUCUUCAGCGCUUUCCCGUAACGAUCAGUCCGACACACACAUCCAUCCGACGACGACUAGAUAG